AUGGCCUCUCCAGUUGCAGAAAAUGCCACUCACUACAGUGCUUCUCGUGGAAUAAUGCAACGGCUUAGGUCUUUGCCUGGUAAAUUGUUGGACACUCUUGCGAUAUUUGGAAAGAAAUUAGCGAAAAUAGCAAAAGAUGAUCCUCGAAGAGUCACUCAUUCUCUGAAAGUAGGGUUGGCACUCACCGUCGUUUCUUUGUUCUUCUUUCUCCGGCGUCUUUACGAUAGUUUCGGCGACAACGCAAUAUGGGCCGUCAUGACUGUCGUCGUCGUCAUGGAAUUUUCUGUGGGAGCGACUCUGGGGAAAGGUCUGAAUAGAAUGUUGGCGACGUUGCUAGGAGGUUUUCUCGGCGCUGCAGUUCAAAAAUUAUCAACUUUGUCAGGGGAGAAGGAGAAGCCUGUCUUAAUUUCACUCUUCCUCUACAUCAUAGGUGCGCUUAUAACGUUCAUGAGAUUUGUUCCACAAGUAAAGGCAAGAUAUGAUUAUGGGUUAACAAUAUUCAUAUUAACCUUCAGCCUUGUAUCAGUAUCUGGAUAUCGAGAUGAUCAGAUCCUAGAUCUUGCUUUCAAGAGGCUUUCAACAAUCAUCAUUGGCAGCUUUAUAGCUAUCAUCAUCUGUGUUUUCUUGUUCCCUGUUUGGAGCGGAGACGAUCUUCACAAUCUGCUCGCUUCUAACUUGGAAAAGCUUGGCAAUUUCUUGGAAGGGUUUGGAACUGACUUGCAACCCAAGCAUAGUGAGAGAUCAUUUGCCAAAGAAUAUGAAAGUGUUCUCACCUCCAAGACAAGAGAAGAAACACUGGCCAACUUUGCAAGAUGGGAGCCUUGUCAUGGCCAAAUAAGAUUCCGUCAUCCAUGGCAGAGAUAUCUGGAACUUGGGAACUUAACACGACAAUGCGCAUAUAAAGCUGAAGCUCUAGAUGUUUAUCUCAGGUCUUUGAUCCUGACAAGUAAUCAAGUUGGAAUCAGCAUAAAGGAUUCGUGCCAAUCUGCAAGCUUAGAAUGUGGAAAAGCAUUGAAGGUAUUAUCUUCGUCAGUUAAAUCAAUGACUUGUUUAACAUCAACAACAGCGAAGGCUCGUGUUGCAAAAGCUAAACGCUCCAUCGAAUUGAUUCAUUCUCUUUUAAGAUCAGAACCAUAUUGGGAAGGCGUUGAGCUCACGGAGAUAGUUGCAGCUGCUGCAGUUACUUCACUACUCAGUGAUGUGAUAAUAUGCAUUGAGAGUAUCAUUGAAGCUGUUGAUGAACUUUCCUCCUUAGCUCAUUUCAAAAGGACUGUGCAUUCUCCACCCGUAACGGCGACUAAUUCUAAACUUCAACCUCUGGCUCGUGAGGGGAUUUUGAAGCCUGUUUUGGAAUCUCACGAACUACGUUAUUGCGCAGUCACAAUUAAUGAUGGUUAUUCUUCAACUUUAACGAAAGAAAUAGCCAAAGUUCUGCAUCCAUAGAAGCCACUAUGAGGCAAUGAAUGGAAAUAAUGGGCAACAUAUAUAUAAAUAAUGUGUUUUUAUUUUUCACGUGUAUAAUACACUGAUUAUUUCAUUAUAGUUUUAUUUUAGAC
Neltuma alba is the source of this 1556-nucleotide messenger RNA. Its product is annotated as aluminum-activated malate transporter 8-like. Bases 1 to 1443 code for a protein of 480 amino acids. Lineage: Eukaryota; Viridiplantae; Streptophyta; Magnoliopsida; Fabales; Fabaceae. Gene Ontology annotation, biological process: malate transport. The transcript is spliced from 5 exons. The record is from RefSeq and is a predicted model, not a curated record.